Capsella rubella is the source of this 346-nucleotide messenger RNA. RefSeq lists its product as uncharacterized. Lineage: Eukaryota; Viridiplantae; Streptophyta; Magnoliopsida; Brassicales; Brassicaceae. Bases 1 to 282 code for a protein of 93 amino acids. The record is from RefSeq and is a predicted model, not a curated record. The transcript has a single exon.
AUGAAGCUCUUCCACGGGCUACGUAAGUUUCUCAUGAGGCUCAUCGAUCUCACUAUCCCUUCCUCCUCUCACCGGCGUAAGACCUCCGCUGGUCAUUCCCGCGACAGAGAGAGGUUUGAUCCGCCUAAGAUUUCUUGUAGUAGUUCUUACUAUUCGUCUCAAGUACACUACAGUGAAGCUAUCGCAGAUUGCAUAGAGUUCUUCAACAAGUCGUCGGCUAUGUCUUGUGAUGGAAAUCAUCAUGAAGCUCGUCAUGUAGAUCAUGACUGCUUUUACGUUUAGUGAUCAACAUCUCAACACUCAAAACUCACUCUCUUCUAUUUCUACCUUUUGCUUGAACAUUUGA